Molecule: messenger RNA, 525 nt
Organism: Helicoverpa zea (corn earworm)
Lineage: Eukaryota; Metazoa; Arthropoda; Insecta; Lepidoptera; Noctuidae
Product: kunitz-type serine protease inhibitor A-like
Exons: 5
Coding region: 10-525 (171 amino acids)
Molecular function (GO): serine-type endopeptidase inhibitor activity
Source: RefSeq, a predicted model, not a curated record
GCAUUUAAUAUGCAUUUAGUGGUAACUCAGAGUACUGCAGCUGGUAAUACGACGAGUGACACAAAUGUUACUGAAACAACUGAAGCAACUACAACCGGCCCUGUCAAAGUUAAUUUAGCGAGGCUUUCCCCGGAUAUUCAUUGCAAGUUUCAAGCUAACGCACAUCAUUGUACCACAAGAACACAGCGCAGGUAUUACUUUGAUCUGCAGUUACAUAGAUGUGAGCGGUUUGAUUAUGCAAGUUGUAAUCACUCCUACAAUAUGUUCACUGGCAGACACGAAUGCCUCAACACUUGUCAAGAUGUGGCCUAUGCUAGAGCUCCUGAUAAUGCCACAGCAAAUGUGUUUUGUCGAUUUCAACCACAGUUUGGUGAUUGCAACUCCUAUCAUCCUAUGUGGUAUUUCGAUAUUACGAUAAUGAAAUGCAGGGGUUUUGCAUACAGCGGUUGUGGGGGCAAUUUUAACAGGUUCCAUACAAACCCUGAAUGCUUAUCUACGUGCGGAGCGGUAAUUUUAAAAGAUUAA